Molecule: messenger RNA, 1697 nt
Organism: Patiria miniata (bat star)
Lineage: Eukaryota; Metazoa; Echinodermata; Asteroidea; Valvatida; Asterinidae
Product: UDP-D-xylose:L-fucose alpha-1,3-D-xylosyltransferase 1-like
Exons: 1
Coding region: 425-1429 (334 amino acids)
Cellular component (GO): Golgi apparatus
Molecular function (GO): glycosyltransferase activity
Source: RefSeq, a predicted model, not a curated record
ACUUCGGACUAAUGGGACUUCGGACCAAUGGGACGUUUAUAGCAAUGGAACGUAUAAAGCAAUGGGACUUCGGAACAAUGGGACUUCGGACCAAUGGUACUUCGGACUAUAGAGACGUCCCCGUAUACAGUAUGGUCUUGCUCUCUAUAGAUUUCUUCCUGCCUCCUGCAUUGCGUGCAGGACCGCGAAGUACGUUAUUAAAAUAAUGUUUUAACGAAAACAGCAAUUGUUCAUUCCACUGUAACUGUCUUUCAUAAACAGAAGACGUUGAUUUCUUUGCAGAUGUCAUCAACUUCGUGUAAAUGUUUGUUUACAAGUUUGAAAAACGGGCUCUGGACAAAUUGCAUAGAUAUCCGUGGAGAAGAUCGUUACCCCAUCCACCAGUCGAACCUGAUUAGGGCCCCAUUCCUUCUAUAUCCACAUUAUGAUACUUCUUUUCCAUUUUAAUCUUGUAGAUUCCUCCCAAAAUUCCGAUGUUAUUCCCAAACCUCGCGGUUGCAAGUGCCAACAAAACGACCCGAGUAAAUUGCACGGCGAAGAAGCAACGGGAUGGAUGCCUGGGCGCGUGAACGAAACACGUGGACCUCUGUCCAACUGCAGCUUAGCUGACGUCAAGAAUAGGUCUGGUGUCGUCAUGUUGACUACAACCAACCUUGGCUUCAUGGAUAUGACUCUCAACAUGCUGGAAAGUAUCAAACGAACGAAAGUCUGUGUGAAUACUACCGUCAUUGCAGAAGACCAGAAAUGUUACCGGCAUCUGAGCGAGAGAGCCGAGGGUGACCCAGCAGUGCAUGUGGUGUUGACUAACUCAGGAGAAUCCACUAGCAAGGAGAUACUACGCACUAAACGCCGCUCGUACUACGCACUCUUCAAUAAGCGUCAGGCGUACGUUCUGUCUUUACUGGAGAAAGGCUUGGAAGUUCUUUUCACCGACGCCGACACGUUUUGGUUCCGAGAUCCAUUUCCGCACUUCAAAGGAGACUUCGACAUGUCUAUGAUCGAUCCGAGAUCUCCUUAUCCGACUCGAACUGACAAAGCACAUUAUUGCGCUGGCUUUGCUUAUUUCAAACCAACAAACGUGUCGGUUUUAUUCGUGAAAGCUUGGAUUAAAGCCAUGAAAGACAACGAGAAAGCAAAAAAACUGGUUGCAGAUCAAAGCGUGAUGAACUAUCUUCUUCACAAUGAUGAACCCGUUCAUGUCAACGUUCAACCGCUCGACACCAACAUUUUCCCCUGGGGGCCAAAGUUUUACGAACUCUUGGCAAAGAAGGCCAAUUACUCGACUGUGGUGAUGCACGCCGCCAGUAUCCGCGGACACGCUGCGAAGGUCAAGAAAUUUAAAAGUUCCAACAUGUGGUUAGUAGACACUAUUGAAGUAGACACUAUUGAAGUGUCUCAAGAUGCGACCAGUCGACCGAUUAAUAAUUAACUGGUCCCUCGAUAAGCUUACUUUGCCAAGGUAAAGAAAUUUAAAAGUUCCAACACGUGGUUGAUAAACAAAAUGGUAUAGACGAAAUAAUCAGUCAGUAGUGAUACCAUGUCUUAAUGCUGUGCCGGAAUUUUCAGUACAGAGAUUUUGCCAAAAGCAAUAACUUGUAGCUUCAUUAGUGCUGUUAAAGACGCAGUAAGUUAACAUUUGAAUCGUCUUCACCAAGGUCUGAAGGUCUGUCAGAUGUAAUUUUUGAUGAAAAGACUAC